Messenger RNA from Lathyrus sativus (Indian pea), 1551 nucleotides. Lineage: Eukaryota; Viridiplantae; Streptophyta; Magnoliopsida; Fabales; Fabaceae. The record is from the annotation of a GenBank genome assembly.
AUGUAUCACAGUGUCGGUGCACGCCGCCUACUAUACCGUUCUCAAAUAUCUUACUACGUUAAAGCUGGUCUCAUUGACACCGCAAUCCAACUGUUCGACCAAAUGUCUCAAUCAAAUUGUCGUCCUUUCAGCAUCGACUACAAUCGUUUCAUCGGCGUUCUCAUUCGUCACUCUCACCUCGACCUCGCUCAAAGCUACUAUCACCGCCACGUCAUCCCUAAUGGUUUCUCACUAACCCCUUUCACUUACUCUCGCUUCAUCUCCGCUCUCUGUUCCGUCAAAAACUUCUCCCUCAUUCACUCUCUCCUCCGUGAUAUGGAUGCUCUCGGCUAUGUUCCUGAUAUUUGGGCUUUUAAUAUUUACCUCAACAUUCUCUGCCGCGAGAAUCAGUUAGAAAUUGCUCUUCAGUUUUUUAGCAACAUGUCUUUGAAGGGAAGAGAGCCUGAUGUUGUUUCGUAUACCAUUAUCGUCCACGCAUUGUGUAAAGCUAAAAGGUUUGAUGAGGUUGCUCGUGUUUGGCGUGGUUUGAUUGAGAGUGGGUUGAAGCCUGAUUUGAAGGCAUGUGGUGCACUUGUUGUUGGUUUGUGUAGUGUUGGUAAUGUUGAUUUAGCGUAUGAGCUUGUUGUUGGUGUGAUCAGUGGUGGUGUUAAGGUUAAUUCUUUGGUUUAUAAUGCUUUGAUUAGUGGGUUUUGUAGGAUGGGUAGGAUUGAUAAGGCUUUGGCGAUUAAAGGGUUUAUGAGUAGGAAUGGGUGUGUGCCGGAUUUGGUUACUUAUAAUAUUUUGUUGAAUUAUUGUUGUGAUGAGGUUAUGCUUGAUGAGGCGGUGAGGUUGGUGGAGACUAUGGAGAGGAGUGGUGUGGGGCCUGAUGUGUAUAGUUAUAAUGAGUUGCUUAAGGGUUUUUGUAAGGCUAAUCAGUUGGAUAGGGCUUAUUUGACUAUGGUCAAGAGGAUGCAGAGUAAUGGGGUAUGCGAUGUUGUUUCUUAUAAUACUAUUAUUGGGGCUUUUUGUAAGGCACGGCGGACUGAGAGAGCUUACGAGCUGUUUGAGGAAAUGCGUAGGAAAGGGAUUCAACCAGACGCGAUAACAUUCACGGUGCUUAUAGAAGCGUUUUUAAGGGAAGGUGGUUUCAAUGUUGCUAAAAAGCUUCUUGAUCGAAUGACGGAAAUGGGGAAUGUUCCUGACGUCAUUUUCUAUACCACAAUAUUUGAUCAUCUGUGCAAGUCCGGGAAUAUUGAUAGGGCUUUUGUUGUUUUUUGUGAUAUGGUGGAGAAUGGAGUAAGUCCAGAUGUGGUUUCUUACAAUGCACUCAUAAAUGGGUUUUGCAAGUCUUCUAGAGUUAUGGACGCCAUGCGGCUAUAUGAAGAAAUGCAGGUUAAAGGAUUAUGCCCAGAUGAGGUCACUUUCAAGUUGGUAGUUGGAGGACUCAUUAAGGAAAACAAGCUUUCAGAGGCCUGCAGGGUUUGGGAUCAGAUGAUGGAAAAAGGUUUUACACUUGACAGACAUCUCUCCGAGAUUCUAGUCAAUGCCAUUCAGUCAAGAGAUGGCACAUGA